AUGCCAUUGCUUGAUGCUUUGCGGUUCGUGGGCUUUCGGCCUGGCUAUUCUUUGCAAAGACGCAGCCACGCCUUUGCAGACCGCGCUUCACGGGACCCGGGUAUGGAUGCCGUGCGUACGCUCGGUGCCCUCGCACGCAUCGUGGCUUACCCAGCUAGCAUUUUCAGUCAGCUGGAGAAGGAGACUCGAGACACACUCAAUCGCUGCUACCGCCAACAAGGCUUCUAUUUGUCCGAAAGCGUGUACCCCUGCGCCAUAUUUGUUUACGGGACCCGCAAACUGCCCAAACGCAGCAAACACCCGUGGGUUUUUGCCGGCGUUCCAAAAGCAUUGCAAGACACAGAGAACAUGCUCAAGCUGCUGCGGGACCACGGUCUUGCCGAGCCGGUCGUUUUGGCUGUAGGAGGCGAGCGCCGUCCGACUCGAUUGAAGCAAAAUCAGAUUUGCAUGUACUACGACACGAUGCAACAGAUUAACGCAGCCGUUGCUGCCCUCAACGGUCUCAUGGUCGGCGGUGUCCGGCUUCAGGCGACGCUUCUCUGGCACCCAGACCCGGCCUGGUCCUGCGCGUAUUCACAGGUGUCGACAACGCAAGCAGUGCCGCUCAGAGACACUACGUUGAAAAUAGAGGCAAGCGAAGAGGCCCAGAAAUGA
Sporothrix brasiliensis 5110 is the source of this 654-nucleotide messenger RNA. RefSeq lists its product as uncharacterized. NCBI's taxonomy places the organism in Eukaryota, Fungi, Ascomycota, Sordariomycetes, Ophiostomatales, Ophiostomataceae. The transcript has a single exon. The coding region runs from base 1 to 654 and encodes 217 amino acids. The record is from RefSeq and is a predicted model, not a curated record.